Messenger RNA from Salmo salar (Atlantic salmon), 5411 nucleotides. Its product is annotated as transcription factor MafG. Gene Ontology annotation, cellular component: nucleus. The record is from RefSeq and is a predicted model, not a curated record. Gene Ontology annotation, biological process: regulation of transcription by RNA polymerase II; regulation of epidermal cell differentiation. Gene Ontology annotation, molecular function: DNA-binding transcription factor activity, RNA polymerase II-specific; RNA polymerase II cis-regulatory region sequence-specific DNA binding. NCBI's taxonomy places the organism in Eukaryota, Metazoa, Chordata, Actinopteri, Salmoniformes, Salmonidae.
UCUUCUCUACGUCGCGCCCGCCCGCCCGGGUGUGUGCGCUGCUGAUUGCGGGCGCAGCGACAUCAUGCCGUUGGAGCGCUAGACACGCCGUUUUAAAGGGCUAGCCUCACUGUGCUGUGCCGUUCUCUCUCUCUCUCUGCCUCCCUGCCUGCUGUGUGCUGCUGAUUCAUCACGAUUAGGUGGUUAGCCAGCCUGCCAGCCAUAGGCUACAUGCACAAGCCAUGCCAACCACACUGAGUGGGGGCUUUCAUAGAUAAAGUAGACAAAGAAAGGGCUUGCUUGUCAUACGUAGGCUAGGCUAUAGCAUCGCACUACAGUGCAGAGAGAACAACAUGUGUGGCGGUUGGGAAUAUUUUUGAUAACUUCAUUGCGAGAUAGAUUGAUCAUAUCGAGAGUUACGGGGGGACUGGGAAUCCCCCCCUGGUUUUCAGAAAUCAGAUAUCGUAAAUCGGUUUACAUAGAGUAGCCUAGCUAGAGAAGGAAGAGGAAGAUAUAGCGUGGAUUCGAGGUGUGUAGCCGAGUUGGAACUGUCUAGAAAACGUGGUUAUAGGUUAGGUGGCUGGAGAGAUUCACAGCAGAAGAACUGUCCGAGUGUUCGAGUGCUGAAACGGAAGCAACCGGAGCGGAGCGGAAAACGGGCCGCACUGGAUAGGGACGCAACAACCGCGAGCGCGGUCAGCGUGUGUCUGUCUGUUGCUAUUUCAGAGGAAGGAGAGAUGGAGGGUCGAGAGAAGGGAUUAAAAAACUAGUGGAGCUCUGAGGUGUGUCCAGAGGGGGGUGGUUCUCGUGGCAUGUCGACCACUAACAAGGGAAACAAGGCCUUGAAGGUGAAGAGGGAGCCGGGGGAGAAUGGGACCACCCUGACAGAUGAUGAGCUGGUGACUAUGUCCGUCCGGGAGCUCAACCAGCACCUCCGCGGCCUCACCAAGGAUGAGAUCCUGCAGCUUAAACAGCGCCGGCGCACCCUGAAGAACCGUGGCUAUGCCGCCAGCUGCCGGGUCAAACGGGUCACCCAGAAGGAGGAGCUGGAGAAGCAGAAGUCACAGCUUCAACAGGAAGUGGAUAAGUUGGCGUCGGAAAACGCCAGCAUGAGGGCGGAGCUCGAUCACCUGAGGUCGAAGUACGAGGCGCUACAGAGUUUCGCAAGGACUGUGGCGAGGAGCCCAGGGGUGGGGUUAGGGGUCGGGGGUCAGAGGGGAGGUGGUGGGGUUGGGUCGGUGAUCGGGCCACUCAUAUCGGGGAAAGUGGCAGCGACGAGUGUCAUCACGAUAGUGAAGUCGAAAAAGGACGCGCGGUCUUAGUAGCGGGCUGUGUCAAGGAGGGAUGAGAGGAAAAAGGGAGGGAAAGGAGAGGAGGAGAGGAAGCUAAUUAGGACUAUUUAAAAAUGAAACCAUUGGUCAGUGCAUUGUCAUUGAGCACAGGACAGAAUUGAAUCAGGUGAGGUGGCCCCCCUUUGAGAAAAUAUCACGCCCUGGAUAGUAAUUACUGUGUUUCUACUGUUAUUUUGUAACUGUUGUACACAAGGUCCAAAGUUGUAAUUUUUAUGUAAUGUAGUUAUGCGUGUGUUGUGUCAUGGAAUACUGUGAACUUCAUCCGUGGCCGACGUUCGUUUUGGUAUCAUUCUAUUUGGCCGUGUUUUCUCUGAAAACAAUUAUUUUUUACCCAAUGGGCUUCCGUACUCACAGGCACUUCCUUGUUUUGCAGAAACAGCUUGCAGAGCCAUCAAUUUAUUUAAUUUUUUAUCAUAAAAAUUACAGAGAAUUGUAUUUUGUAACGGCUCAUUGCACAAGAGAGACAAGAUACUUUCAGAAAAGUGAGGGUCUUCAGGAAGAGGUUGUUUUGGUUAUUUCACUUUUCUUUUGUACUUUUCACCCUUUUUUCUCCCCAAUUGGUAGUUACAGUCUUGUCCCAUCGCUGAAACUCCCGUACGGACUUGGGAGAGGCGAAGGUCGAGAGCCAUGCGUCCUCCGAAACAUGACCCUGCCAAGAACCAGAAGCCUGCCGCACCAAUGUGUCGGAGGAAACACAGUACAACUGCCGACCGAAGUCAGCAUGCAUGCGCCUGGCCCACCAUAGGGAGUCGCUAGAGCACGAUGGGCCAAUUGUGCGCCGCCUCAUGGGUCUCCCAGUUGCGGCCAGCUGCGACACAGCCUGGGAUCGAACCCUUGGUCUGUAAUGACGCCACUCGGGAGGCCUAAAGAGGUUGUGUUUUAUUACAGAUACCUGUGUGUUUACCUGUGCUUAAUGUUAUGCACUGACCAAUUAUCACCAUAUUACCAAUCUCCAUACAGGCCAGAGGGGUCUAGGCAUCUAAUCGCCAAGUGUUGUCCUGUUCCUGUCUGUCUUGGAGUUGUGUACAAUACUGUAGUAUUAGCUAUCGGGAUUACAUUGACUGACACGUGUUUAUGUGACUAGGCAAUUACUCCAUUCAAAAACUAACUGAAAAAUCAACAUUUUAGUCAAAAAUGUAUAGAAUUUAAAUAUUGUCAAUUUUAAUGUUUUUCAAAUUUAUUGUUAGAUUUUAUUUUGUUUGGUUUUUUGGGAAUGGCAAUAACAUACUAACGUUACCAUGACUAUGAGGUAUUUUGUUGACAUGGCCAAUAUUUCAACUGUCAAAAUUAAUUAUUUAAAAAUCAUUUUUAUUUUCAGUUUUUAAAAUAGUGGACUGUUCAAUCUGUUAGUUGGGUGUAAUUCUCACAAGUUUUACCAUAAAGUUAUCAGUGUGAGUGACGUUACGUAUUCUUCAAAGGAUUCUUUGUCUACAUAUGGUCACAUCUUGAAUUUUAUAAAUUACAUAGAGUAUCUUUACAUUAUUUAUAAAAGACCUUUAAAAAAUAAUCAAGGAAAAAAUUGUUUGAUAUCUCCUCUUUUUUGCAAUUGUACCAAAAGUGGCUUAACUAUUGAAGUUGAUAGCUUUGUUUUUCUAGUGACUAGGCGCGUGUGGUUGUUAUGGUGACCGUGAGGCUAGCGCGUGGUGGUGUGACGUUGUAAUGUACAGUACGUGACGAGGUAAUGAUAAUAUUAUUGUUCACUAUGUUGUCGUUAUGGAUACGUGAUGCUGUUUUAAUUUAAAGCGGGUGAUGUAAUCGAAGGUACCUAUGCUCAGCCCAUAUCCUUAUGUAGUAGUGGUGGUUGUAUUAAUUGACAAUGUUUAUUAAUACUUAAUGCACGUGUUAUUAAUGUUAUAAACAUGCAUUACAUAAAUUACAAAGUCUCUCUGAAUAGGAACUGUUUAUUUAGCAUCUCAAUAAAACGUCUAAAUGUAUAAAAGCCUGAAUAUUCCAAAUGAGUUAGACAAACUGGGAGAAUAAAGAGAUUGGGUACAAGAUACAGCGUAUCCUAGGAUACCCAAACUUCUGCAAGGGUGUAAAGACUGGGAUAUGGACCUACGAUUACAUCACCCGUGCUCUUUGAAUAAGUUAUAUUUUUGUGACGUGAUUUAUAUAAUUCUUUUAUUUUCUGUGUAUAUAAUUUAUAUGUGUUGAUAUGUUUCAUGCAGACUGCAUUGCUGAUGUUUUCGUUCGUUUGUUUAUCCUAUUCUGUAAAUGCCAGGGAAGUAACACUGUUGUCUGCUAUCUGUUUAUAUAGGGGCCGGGUCAUAGAAAUCCUGUCAUUCAAGAAUUAUAGAAUGCAAGUUUCCCGUACCGAGAUGGCCCAUUUCCAUUCUACUGUUCAAUAUAAUUCUGUGGGCCGGGUAUGGUUUGGUCUGUCUAAAAGCAAGGUUUUCCCACAGACAUGAAGUUUGUUACAGCAUUUUUUUGCCUGUCCAGUUUUACCCACGUAGGUUCUUUUGUUAUUUGGGUACUUAGUUGAAUUAUCCGCAACUUCUAGAGUACAAAUGAUCAAUUUCCACGUGGUUUUAUAAUCACCCUUCUAUUGCCGUUAACUAGAUAUCAAACCUAGACAGUAUUGAAUAUUUUUUGCUUCAUCUUCAUAAUAGGUUGGGGAAACCCUGCCAUAGGCUUUAAUGGAAGUUACUGCUGUGCAGUAGAUGGGAAUGCUCUGAUCUCUCUCUCUUUUCACACAGUAGCUAAAUGGGGAGGAAAGGGGGGAAGAAGGGAGGAGCAAAGGGGGUGUUAAAAGUACAAAAACUGUUAAAGCCACAGGAAUGGUUGCACUGAUAACCCAUCUGCAGGUUUGAUCAACCGAGAAAGUACAGAGUGCUGCAAAUAUCGACUGAAAAUGUUUGAGAAGAAAUAACCCUUUUCUUAUCUCUUUAACGUUGAAACUCACCCAUCUGGCAUUUAGGUGUAUGUACUGUAUGUAGUGAUAUAUAUGUAAAAAUAUCUAUUUUGAUUCUCUUUUAAAUGGGCAAAAAAUAUAUAUUGUUUGACUGGUGAUCUGUGAAAUUGUUCUGAUGGAGUUUUUGGACCUUGUAAUCUCUCUCUCCUCCCCCCAUUUGCUUUUGUAACUUCUGAUGUUGUUAUUCUACUUUUGAUUGUGGCAAGUCCUGUCGCGUUUCAACAUUCUGUGAGCAAUGUGUUAAAGGUUUUUGGAGAAACAUUUUAAUAUACUCAAAUUAGAUAACGUAAAGCAAAAAGUGCCACCAGCAAGUUAUAUUAGUUCAGUUUGUUUAGUUUUGAUUGUUUUGUUGAUUUGUUCCUCUUGUUGUCGAGCACACAUGAAUGUUGUCGUGGUGACUGUUGUCAAGUGAACGUCUAUAUAUGCAAAAACUGGGUGGGGCUUGAGGAAGGAGGCGGAGCUAGAACUGCUAGAGCUUGAUGAGUAGUGAUGUCGUGGUUGGUCGUCUAAAAGUUGUUGUCAGCUUAAUAAACUGCAGGUACAGUGUGACUGAGGUCAAUAUCUUUUAUACAAAGUGCUUAUCUAUAUAACCCCCCUCCCCUCCCCAUAACACACCACAUGUUGGGUCAACUGGUGAGCAUGACUAUAUGACUCCCAAAUGACACCCUAUUCCCUUCAUAGUGCACUACCAGGGCCCUGGUCAAAAGUAGUGCACUAUAAAGGGAAUUAGGUGUAAUUUGGGACACAGUCUGUGUGUGUGUCUCCAAAGUAUACAAUGAUCAGUGAAAAGCUAUGAAAACAAGUAGUAGAGUUUGUGAAUAUGGAAAAUAUUAGUAACAAAUUACCUGGAAAUGUAAAAAAAUCUGUGUUUUGUAAAAUGUUCUCUAUGGGGUGUAAUACAUUAUUAUAUCGCAGUGUCACAGUACUUUGUAUGGGGAAACACUCUAAAGUGACAGUGAGUCCAUUUCAUUGUAAGUAUUUAUUAAUUCAUAACUAAAUUAUUGUACUUUUUUUGCUAUUUGUAGAUAAGUAAUGCUGAUGUAUUGGUAACCAUGGGAAUUAACUGUUUUGUCAUCGAUCCUUUAAUUUAUUGAUGUACAUACUGUAUUGUUUGUUGAUAAACAGUUGACUUUAUUUUGUAUAUGACCAAUAAACACAAUUUGAAGAGG